This is a messenger RNA of Drosophila rhopaloa, 1374 nucleotides long. Its product is annotated as carboxypeptidase B. The record is from RefSeq and is a predicted model, not a curated record. Bases 8 to 1294 code for a protein of 428 amino acids. The transcript is spliced from 3 exons. Gene Ontology annotation, molecular function: metallocarboxypeptidase activity; zinc ion binding. Gene Ontology annotation, biological process: proteolysis. Lineage: Eukaryota; Metazoa; Arthropoda; Insecta; Diptera; Drosophilidae.
UGCGAAGAUGACAGUUUGGUGGCUUUUUCUGACGCUCAGCUGUCUGAGUUUCUCUGCUGGACUGCAGAAAUUUAACAAAUACGAUGGUUACAAAGUGUACGAGGUAUCAAGGAAAGCCCGUUCUGCCGCUUUGGAACUAACUCUUUCCGAAUUGGUCAAGAAUGAGUCAUAUUAUGAGGUGUUCUCCGGCUUUAAAGGUGGCAAUUCAGUCAAGGUUAUGGUGCAUCCCGACGAACAGGUAAACUUUGUGAGACUGAUGGGUGAAAAUAAUGUGGCCUACGAUAUUGUCAACCGGGAUGUGGGCCUCACUCUGAGGCGCCAAUUCGAAACGGAUCGCAUGUUGCGCCAAUGGUUCCCCUACAAUGGAAGAUUGGGCACGGAAAGGUACUACUCGCAUGCUGAGAUCAACCAGUUCAUCGAGGAUUUGGCUAGGGAUAAUCCCCGUAGGGUUUUUGUUAAAACCGUGGGCAAAAGUUACGAGGGUCGGUGGUUGAAAACAGUGACAAUAACCAAUGGAGAUGCGAGGCGUAACAAGAAUGUGAUCCUUGUGGAUGGUGGCUUCCAUGCGCGCGAGUGGAUCUCUCCAGCAGCUGCGGUUCAUCUAAUCAAUGAACUUGUGGAGAAUUUCGAAGGUAAUGCGGACCUCCUGCAGGACUUCGAUUGGGUUAUCCUUCCCGUGGUUAAUGCCGAUGGCUAUGAGUUCACCCAGACUUCACCCGAUAAUCGUUUCUGGCGGAAGACCCGCCAACCCAGCAGCUCCGAUUGCAUCGGUACCGAUCCCAAUAGGAACUUUGAUUUCCACUGGAAUGAGGAGGGCGCUUCGGAGGAUCCGUGUAAUAACACGUACGCCGGAGCGAAGCCUUUCUCGGAACCGGAGGCUCUGGUGGUGAGGGAUCUCAUCCAUAGCUUCGCGGAUCGAGGAAAAAUGUAUCUCACCUUGCAUUCCUAUGGCUCACUCAUCCUAUACCCCUGGGGUUGGACAGCAGAUGUUCCCGAUACCGUUGACGACCUGGAGGAGGUAGCUGCAGAAGGGAAAAAGGCUAUACACGAGGCCACAGGCACUGUUUAUAAGGUAGGACCCUCAACGACUACCAUAAAUUACGCGGCUGCUGGGGCAAGUGAUGAUUACGCCUUCAAUGCGGGCUUCCCGAUUUCUUUCACCAUGGAACUGCCCUUUGGUGGGGCAGAUGGAUUCGAUCCUCCAGCUUCGGAUAUCGAUCGAUUAGUUAGGGAGACCUGGAUCGGCAUUGCGGCCAUGGCACGGAGAGUGAUACAAAAGUAUCCCCUUGCAUAACUUUGCAAAACGUGCUCUUAUGAAUCAUCUAGAGUUUAUAAUUGGCUUCGCUAAUUUGAUUAAAUUGCUUUUAUGGCUUA